Molecule: messenger RNA, 2406 nt
Organism: Emiliania huxleyi CCMP1516
Lineage: Eukaryota; Haptophyta; Isochrysidales; Noelaerhabdaceae
Exons: 13
Coding region: 1-2406 (801 amino acids)
Source: RefSeq, a predicted model, not a curated record
AUGGAUCGUCUCACUCGCCUCGGUAGCUACCUCCGGCAACGACACGAGAUCGACUCGUGGCUGCUAGAGCGCCGCUCGGAGCUGGCUGCGGCCAUCGCAGUGCACGACGAGGCGCUCGCGGCCACAAAGCUGCUCUGCGAGGCGUGCAUUGCCGCACUCCUGCUCGAGGCAGAGGAGUGCACCUCGAGCGCAGGCGUCCAGCGGUGCGACACGUGGGAGGUCUUUGCGGCGACAGAGACGGUGCCGCCGCCGCUGCUGCGGCCGGGUCCGCCCGAGAGGCUGCUCGGCUUCAUCCGCGGCACGCCGGCGCGGGCGAGGCGACGCGCGAGCGAGCAGGCCAACGCUCGCGUCGACGAGUCCGACGCGAUGGCAGAUUAUCGUGCGGCGGCGGACGGUCGGCGGCGGCGGCUGCUCGAGGAGUUUGCUCCGGUGCUGUCUCGCUCGGACCACUCCGCGGAGCUGGUGCCGGACGGCGUGCACACCUGCGCCUGCGCGGUCGCCGCCCGCCUCAAGGGGUUGCCGGAGGUGCCUCCGGCAGGCCGCGCUGUCGAGCUGCUCAAGGAGGCGAUGCUCUCGCCGCCGGCUGCGCGCGCGCAGCUCGAAUGGCUGCGCUCCUUGCUCGAGGGAGAGGUGCCGCACUCGGCGGCCGUCUGCCUGCAGGAGCUGUCGGACGGGCUGGUGGCGGACCUGCGCGCGCUCUGCGGCGCACCUGGCCGAGGCUGGCACAUGCAUGCCUCCGAGCCGGCUCCGCCGCGGGGCGGCGGCGUCGUCCUCGCCUCGGUGCACUUCCUCCAUGCGGCCGAAAGGGCGGCGGCGGGGGAGGCAGCGCCCUCCAACGCUUCGCACAUCUGCGAGGGCGUCUCGCAGGCGGCGAGGCAGCUGCGCGGCCGGCUGCGGCAAGGGGGCACGCUGCUCCUCGUCGGAGACUUCAACGGGCCCGUCGGAGGCCCGACGCAGCUGUCGCUGUUUGGAGGCGGCGAGCGUGCUGCCGCCGACGGCGCCGUCGCCCUCUCGCUGCGGCGGCGGGCGGUGGCAGCUCGUGCGGCGGCGAGGCACCCCGCGGUGCGGAGGCUGAAGCCGGCCGAGACCGAAGCGCGCGCCCUCGUGCUCAGCGAUUUUGCGACGCUGGCGCCGGCCUCGGCCGCCCCCUUCGGUCCUCCUCCUCCUCCGCCCGCCGGCUCGCCCUGCCCCGCCGUCCUGCUCGUCCUCGCGCGCUUCCGCGAGGACGUGUCUUGGCUCGCGCGGCUUCCUCCGGGCGUCGAGUACCACGUCAUGCAAAAGGGAGGCGCCGUCCAGCGCGAGCUGCCCGCUUGCCGGCAGACGGCGCUGCCCAACGUCGGCCGCGAGGCCCACGCGUACCUCUCCUCCUUCCUCGACGAGCUCUCCCUCCUCGCCGCGCACGUCUCCGCUGGCCGCCGGCCGCCGCGCUGGGUGCCGCUGGGGCUCUGGAGCGGUGGAGAGCGCAUCGUCUACUGCGACGCCAGCGGCGCGCCGCACCAGGCACUCAAAGUAAACCAACUAGCACCCUCGCCGCUGCUGCUCCCGAUUGGGCGCGUGUGGAGGGCGCUGUUUGGAGAGGGGCGGGCCCUACCGACGUGGAUCGGCUUCACUCCUGGCGCAUGCUUCGCGGUCUGCCGCGAGGCGCUGCUCCGCGGGCUCACGCCCUCACGCGUCGAGGCGGCGCUCUCACCCUCCUGCGGGCUCGGGUGCCACGCCGACCCGCUCUCCGGGCACGUGUUUGAGCGGCUGUGGAGAUACCUCUGUGGCUACGGCGAGGAGGAGGAGGAGUUGGGCGAGCACGCCUCCUCGGCGGCGCGCUCCUUCUCCUUUUGCAACUUCCGCAUCGGCGAGGCGAACUGGGUCAACACGGCGCACGGCUGGGGCAGUGCCGCUCGAGGCACGGCGGCGGCGCUGGCGAUGGUGCGUUGCGACGCAGACUUUGUCAGCCGCGUCGCGCUGCUCGACGUAAACGCGGAAGAGCUGCCCGGCUUCUACGAGCGCGAGGCCGGCUACAGCAUCGCGGAUACGCUGUGGGCGCCCGGCGGCGCGAUGGAGCGCCAUUGCGCGGGCAGCGAGUACGUCGCCGCCUGGAUGCGCUCCUCUCUCCGCCCGCUGUGGCCGCCCGCGGGUGCGCACCUGCUGCCUGCGCCGGGCUACCUGCGGCUGUGCGCAGCGGCGCACCGGCGAGCGGGGCUGCUCGACCACUUCCUCGAUAGCACGCUCCUCCACGACGGCGUCACGACACUACGCGCGCAUUGCGAGCGGGACGAGGGCGCGCGCCGCGCCAUCGCGUCGCUAGACGAGGAGGAGGCUGCAGGCAGCGACGAGGAGGCCGCCUCGAUGCACGGCGAUGCGAGAGGGGCGCUGAGUAGGAGUAGUGGGCAUGGAGUCACACUAGAGCCGUAG